AGGAAGGAAACAGCAUGUGCAUAUACCAGUUAGCAACCAACGGAAUACAAAGGUAUGCAUUUCUUUCCAGCAGGAUUAGUAAAAUUUAUGUAGCAGCAACAAUCCAUUAAGAGGAGAUGGCUGCAGUCUAAUAUUAAACAAGCUUUAUUACACAACUUUGAAGGUAGUGCAUUUUUGGACUUCAGUUCUAGCUGCAUUUAUUGUUACGGUGAAAUUGAAGAGUUAGCAAUUAAAAUAAAUUUCAUACCUGAGUAGCUUUUGCAGGCUUUGUAAAACAGUGGAAGAAUUCUCUUACGUCUUUGGAGCACCACAUAUUUCCUUAUAUUGCAUAGGGGAAGCAUGAGCUCAUGAGUAUGAGCUACACUGCAUACCGUUUCAUUUUCAGAUAUGUUUUCAUUUGUUAAACCAAUCCAAUAAGCCCUCCAGUACCAUUUUCAGAAGAGACUGUAGCAUGGUGAAAGAGCCUAGGUUCAGGAAUUAGCCCUGGUUAGAAGCUCAGCAUCACCACUUAUUCUGUACAACCUUGGGCAAGGGACUUAAUGUCUCUCAGCCUCAACUCUUUAGUUGUAAAACAGUGACAAUACUCAUAUGCCAAUCUUGAAAUAUAAUGAGGAUUUUAUUUUAUACUUUAUUAUUUUAUUUAUAUAUUAUCUUAUAUCUACAACAUCAUUAAUAUUAUGCUAUACUAACUAAUAAGUAGACAUAACAUUAAUAAUAUAUUUCAUGAGCACCCAUAAUGUGCCAGGCAUGGUGCUAACACUUAAUGUAUCAUAGGAUACCUGGCACAGAGCAGGCACUCAAUUGGUAGCUAUUAAAAAUCAUAACCUUAUUCCAAGUGUUUCAUGUUCUAGAUAAUAUUUCAUGCCCUAUGUAUCCAAAGUGACUGGCAAGCUCAUAUAAAAUAGACCUUCCCUAAUUUAGAGCACAAGGAAAUGGUGCUCCCCACCAAAUUGAAUACCAGCUAAAUAAUUAGAAGGAAACUUAAUGAAUCCUCCUUAAAGAAGGAACCCUACUAUCUAUAGAUUUUACAUGCAUUUUUUUAUCCUGAGCUAAGUCAGGCUAACUGUUCUUCCUCUUAUUCAGUAUUACUAAUAUACUGUAUGUACCAAAUUAGUUUUAUGACAUUGGGCAAAGGAAAUAACUAUCUAUUGCCAUGUGUUAGGCACUGUGCUAAGAGUGCCAUGUAUACUAUCUUUAAUCCUCACACUUGCUCUGCAAGGUGUGCGGUGUUUUUUUUUUGUUUUUUUUUAAUAUAGUUGACAAAAUGAAGUCAUGAUAAGUUAAGUAAUCAGCAAGGACGCACAGAUAGUAAAAGUGAAGCUGGGGGUCUUCCCUAGUGGCGCAGUGGUUGGGAGUCCGCCUGCCAACGCAGGGGACACGGGUUCGAGCCCUGGUCCGGGAAGAUCCCACAUGCCGCGGAGCAACUAAGCCCAUGCGCCACAACUACGGAAGCCUGCACGCGUAGAGCCCAUGCUCCGCAACAAGAGAAGCCACCACAAUGAGAAGCCCGCGCACCGCAAGGAAGUGGGGCCCCUGCUAGCCGCAACUGGAGAAGGCCCACGUGCAACAACAAAGACCCAAUUCAGCCAAAAAUCAAUCAAUCAAUCAAUCAAUCAAUUUAUUUUAAAAAAAGUGAAGAUGGGAAUGUAACCCAGGUUUGUAUGGUUCCAGAGCCCACACUGUUAAAAAAUGACCAGGCUAGCUCUAUAAUUAUCUUUGUUAUUAACAUGACUUAUGUCUCCUGCAUUUGGACCCAGACAAGUUAAGCAACUAUACUUUUGAAGAAAGUUAAAGGGCAAAAUAUAAUAAUUUUAAGUACCUACUUACAAACAAGUAAAGUAUCCUACUUUCUUGCAACAAAUAAUUAAUUCUGAAAAAGAGUCAUUAAAAUGAGAGUUCUAUCUGCCAGUCACAAAUACCAGACCAAGAGAGGCUACAGGACCUUGUAAAUUCAUCUAAUUUCUUAUAACACACACUGCUUUUUCCUGAACUGUAAAGCACAAUAAUUUGAAGGACGACUGACAGACAUCAGUGAAAUAAGUAAAUUAAAUAUUUGUAAUAAUACAACUUUAUUAAUAGAAGGCAGCAUAAUACAGCCAGUUUUAGGACUGAAUUCCUAUUACUCCACUACUUCUUGGCUAUGUGACCUUGGCAAGUCACUGAACCUUUCAGAGCCUCGAUUCCCUCAGUUGUAAAACCCAACUUUGCAGGGUGAGAAUUGGGGAUAAUGGAGGUAAACCUCCCAUCAUACUGGCUAACAGAGAGCAGACAGUUAAUAAAUUUUAAAGCCAGGACACACAGGGAGCCAGAUGAUUUAGAGUUCCUAGGGAGAACAGCUUUACUGAAUAAGUAAAAACCACUUAGAUAUCACAUCAAUUGUUAGAAAUUAGUGGAUAUUAUAAAAAUGCCUAGAGGUUCCAGAAAUGUUUAUCCUUUUGAAUUGUUUAUUCUCACAGCAUAUGUAUUCAAAUAACUACAGAUUUGCUAGGAAAAUCUCAGAAAAAAACAAAACAAAACAACCAACACAUCCAAACACUAGAAAGAUACAAAAUUAGUCUCUGCCCAAUUUCAGGCCAAAUCAAUAUUAGUUUCCUCAUACAAUCCUCUUACUUAUGAGAGGUUUAUAAGAAGAGAAAAAAAUAAUGUAUCCAGGAGCAGUACACGUGGAUUUGAAAGUCUGGAAGUCAGAAUUUCUGAUUUCUCUCUCUUGACUGCUAUAUUUGUCUCUGACUGAAAAUUUGAUAAUCCCCUCUCCCACACUUUUUCUUGAAAAUUGAUAAUCCUCAAGCAAUGUAAAAUCCAGCAGUAAACAAACAUACAGGCAGUGAUAGCAUUUAGAACUUCAGAAUUUCAAAAGCCUGAAAGCACUUGCCAAUAAGGAACAUCCUAAACAUGUCACUUUGUAGUUUGAGAGAGCAAAGAGAGCUAGCCACACAGUUAAGCAUACAGCAUAGGGAACAUGAAGGAAAAGCAAGGGCAAAAAGACCAGCAAAAGCUCUCAUAAAGAAAGGCGGGGGAGGGAGGAUGAUAUACCUAAAUUAUAUAUUUGGAAGGGUGGGGGAGUCACCACGCAAUUUAGGAUGUUGAGUCAACAGUUCUUUAGAAACUGCAAAACAACUCGAUUAGUGGAAUGGAAUUAAAGGAAAGGCAGCACCUGAGGGCGGACUAGGAGAGGAGAAAGGGUCACUCUGUCCAUAAGUUGUGAUCCCCCUACGAAAGGCAGUCUCAUUUCCUUCCCACUCCACUUAUUCCCUCUGUCUUCUACUGCACUGAAUGGUUUCCUCCUCCUUCCGGGACCAGCCCCUUUCCAGUCCCGCGGGCCGCUGCUUCCGCCUCUGCCGUCCUCUCAGCUCCGCCCUGACCCGCCCGAAACUGCCGCCUCUCGCCCCACCUCUAGGUCUACGAACUUCUAGGAGGAAAUCUUCCUGUGAAUUGCACCCAAGAGUCCUAAUAAUUCAGAACACGGUGCAAACACGUGAAAGUAGUUGGAGUCCCCUAGCAAUGGAUAAAUUCGUCCUUCGAACACCCAGAGUCCAGAAUAGUCCUCAGAAGAAAGCUCCUGGAGGAAAGAUUUACAAGCAGGCCACGAUUGAAUCUCUGAAGAGAGUUGUGGUUAUAGAAGACAUAAAAAGAUGGAAAACUAUGUUGGAGCUUCCUGAUCAAACCAAAGAGAAUCUAGUUGAAGCCUUACGAGAAUUAAAGAAGAAAAUACCCUCCAAGGAAGUGUUAAAAUCAACAAGGAUAGGUCACACUGUGAACAAGAUGCGUCAACACUCAGAUUCAGAAGUGGCUUGUCUUGCCAGAGAAGUUUACACUGAGUGGAGAACUUUCAUUGAAAAACACGUGGAUAGACCUUCUAUAGAAGUCCGAAGUGAUUCCAAAACCGAGACAUUUAGGAAAAACGCCCAGAAAUUACUCUCGGAAGCCUUGGAAUUGGAGAUGGAUCACCUACUGGUUGAAAAUAUUGAACAGGAAACUUUUCAUCUCUGUUCCCGCCUCAUUAAUGGGCCAUACCGACGGACAGUGAGAGCCCUGGUCUUCACAUUAAAGCAUCGAGCUGAAAUCCGGGCUCAGGUGAAGAACGGCACGCUGCCAGUCGGCACGUUUGUACAGACCCACAAAAAGUGACCUGAGGAUGGUUCCAAACCUGGGCUGGGCAGAAAGGAAAAUGGGCCUUUCUCUGCCAUUCAAAGACUCUUUUAAGUUUGGGCGAUGGCUGAUGCUGGCGGUGCUGAAUUUUCCCAUGGUGCCAUUCCUUCAGACAGAGGAUACAGAGAGCCCUGGGAGACAGACCUGCAGGAAAUGCUUCAUUAGCUGGCGUGCGCUGGUGCUGCCUAACAGGAUGUGCGCUCGCUGUCGCUAGGAAGCGCAGUACGGUUGCCAUCACCCAACACAGUGAAAGGGUGACGGAUUCCACUGUGAAUAUGCCAGGGACACCUCUAAACUUCCCCCGUGUCAGGCAGAUGAAGUUACUACUUUAUUUUGCCACCCUGCAGGUAACUGAAACUCAAUUACCACAGCUGCUCACUCGGUUCCAUCCCCCUGAGUUUAGAUAGCUCCAGUGCCUCUCAGAACUCCCCUGUCUGUACUCUUUGCUCUACCCCAGGGGUGAGCCUGCCGGAGCCCGCCAACUACCCCUUCUUUCCGGAGCUCACUUAUCUGAACGUUUCAGCUCUCCCUGGAAGACCUUCUGCAUUGGUCUCCAGAGCCCCCAUGCUGAGGCUUCUAAUGAGGAACUGGCCUGAAGCAUCCCCACACCUUGGGGUUUAUUUGAAUAUGUUGGCUCUCUCGGUUUAGGGCUCUGUAGAAGAUACAUAAUGAAAUUGCUCUUGAAAUGAAUUACUGUAGGAGAAAAAUUAUAUACAUAUGUAUUUUCAAAUGAAAUACCCGUAUGUAGACUUGCUUGAACAAUUAUGUGAUAUUUGCUUUUUUAAAAAAGUAAUAAUAAACUGGGGCUUUUUUGUCCCUAAAACCAAA
Messenger RNA from Physeter macrocephalus (sperm whale), 4977 nucleotides. It is a transcript of the gene TCEANC2, whose product is annotated as transcription elongation factor A N-terminal and central domain containing 2. Gene Ontology annotation, biological process: DNA-templated transcription. Lineage: Eukaryota; Metazoa; Chordata; Mammalia; Artiodactyla; Physeteridae. The record is from RefSeq and is a predicted model, not a curated record. Gene Ontology annotation, cellular component: nucleus. The coding region runs from base 3274 to 4128 and encodes 284 amino acids. The transcript has 7 exons.